Molecule: messenger RNA, 892 nt
Organism: Kockovaella imperatae
Lineage: Eukaryota; Fungi; Basidiomycota; Tremellomycetes; Tremellales; Cuniculitremaceae
Product: heat shock factor binding protein 1-domain-containing protein
Exons: 4
Coding region: 165-557 (130 amino acids)
Biological process (GO): cellular heat acclimation
Cellular component (GO): nucleus; cytosol
Molecular function (GO): transcription corepressor activity
Source: RefSeq, a predicted model, not a curated record
UCAACAACAACAGCAACAACAACAACAAACGAGGGAGCAGCCUUGAUCUUGGAACUUGAGCAGCGUAUUCCACGCCUUCAGCCCGUCAUUGACACCUCCGAAAGACCAGGGAUAACCCUUCAUUACCUCACGCCUGCUUACACUGUACUUCUUCACCCAUCACGAUGUCAACCGCAGUUUCCCAACCUUCUCAAACCACCCCUUCGACAGCUGCCCUACAACCCUCGAGCUCCAGCAUUAAGCGCCUGUCAAUGAUCUCCAAAGGAUCCACUGAUGGCGGCGCAUCCAAGUCAAAAGUUCAAGCUCCAGCAUUACCGACCGCCAUCUCUGGCGGAUCCGUGAAGGACGUUGUGAGCCCAGGAGAGUUGUGUGGUUUCGUGGAUACUCUAUUGAACUCUCUCGAAGCUCGAUUCGACGAAAUGAGCGAGCAGAUCUUAGGCCGAAUGAAUGAAAUGUCGAAUAGGAUAGACAACAUGGAGAACACCAUUCAAGACCUUUUGCAAACGGGUAUCGAGUCAGGUCCGAGUCCGAGCCCAUCGCCAGCGCCGAAGAGAUGAUGGUCUGCGAGAAGAGUCUACAAGACGUCUCCGAGCUAGGCCUACAGGACGUGAUUUGACGAUGCUGGACCGACGCGUAGCCGGUUGUACAUAUUCUACCAUGAAGACGCCAUGACACGAGGUGAGGGGAUUUGGUACAUGCACAGAGAUAUCACAGGUGCAUCAGUCUACUUCUCAGCCGCUGCCUAGAUGAACGCGGAUCACUAUCCAGUGGGCUUUUCUUCUUGGCUGCUUGACAAUGAGGUUUCUGUCUGCCUGGGUCGGACGAGCAACCCUUCUGUAACGAUGACUGCGACGUACCGAGCUUGAGCCCCGGGCACAGGCAUAAGAGGCCC